Messenger RNA from Salvia hispanica, 1676 nucleotides. Lineage: Eukaryota; Viridiplantae; Streptophyta; Magnoliopsida; Lamiales; Lamiaceae. The record is from RefSeq and is a predicted model, not a curated record.
GAUACUAUACUAUUUUUCUCAAGAUAAACUUGCAAGCAUUUCCUUCUCUAGAUCUCUCUCACCAUCUGCGACUGAAUCUUGCAACAAAUCUCUCUGUGUGAAACCAUGGAUGGAGGUGCUGCUGCCAUUGAAGUUCUUGUUCAGAACCUGAUCAACGCUUUGAAGGAAGAGUACUCUUUGAUUCGAGGUCUCGAUGGAGCUGCCCAACAGCUGCAGAGGACUUUGGACAUGAUUCAAGCCUACUUGAAUGAUGCUGAGAAGAAAUCCAUCUCUGACAAGGCUGUCAAAGUAUGGUUAAAGCCAGCUUGAAGUUGUGGCUUUCGAUGCUGAUAAUGUGUUGGACGAACUCAGCUAUCAACUUCUCCGGAACCCUAGACACCCAAUCCCAGUCCCAAGGCCAAGGAUAGGGUACUAUCAUGCUUCUCAUUCUGCAAACGCAUUUCGCGUCGGCAUAAUAUGGCUCAAACUAUCAAAAAUAUCAAUGCGGAGUUUGAGUGUAUGAACAAAAAGGCAAUAGAUCUUCGCCUUCAAAGCAUACUUCUGAAUGCACCUGCUGCUGCGGCUGAAACUUCCAUUGAGACAGAUUCAUUUAGUCGUGAUCCAAUCUUUGUUGGAAGGGAUGAUGAUGUGCCCAUACUAGUUGACAUGGUCACCCAUAUCCCCGAAGAGCAGACCUUCUCCAUUGCUGCUCUUGUCGGAAUGGGGGGCAUGGGGAAGACUACGUUGACCAAGAAAGUCUUCAAUCAUGAAAGCAUAAUGUCUCGAUUCGAAUCACUUAUUUGGGUUCAUGUUUCUCAAACUUUUGAUCCAAUCAGUCUUUUCAACAAAAUCUAUUCAACGUUGACUUCAAAUACUGGUGAUAGAGUUGAGAUCAAGGAAGUUAUCCUGAAAAAUCUUCGAGAAGCUCUCAAGGCUAAAAAUUAUCUUCUUGUUCUUGAUGAUGUGUGGAACGAAGAUGCUUUGAAAUGGAAAGACUUUAUGAAUUCCAUGGAGGGGGUUACCUCUACAAAGGGCAAUUGCAUUAUCAUCACUACCAGGAAGGAAAAGGUUGCUUCAAUUACUGGGCCAUUUCAUGUUCAUCCUUUAAAAGGCUUAUCAAAUAAUGAUUGUUGGUCUAUUAUCAAAGCAAAUGCUAGUGAUGGAAAUGGAGAAGUUCCAUCAAGAUUUGAGAAUAUUGGAAGAGAGAUUGCAACAAGAUGUCAGGGUUUGCCCUUAGCUGCAAAUGUUGUUGGGGGUGUGCUUCGCCGCUGCAAGUCCGAACAAGAGUGGCGUUCUAUCAAAGAAAACUGGCUCUCGGAUGAUGAAGGAGGUGAUAAUAUCUCAAAUAUAUUGAAGUUGAGUUAUAAUCAUUUGCCUUCACCGUCACUCAAAAAGUGUUUUGCGUAUUGUUUGAUUUUUCCCAAAGGUCGGAAAAUCGAGAAGGAUGAGUUGAUUGAACUGUGGAUGGCAGAAGGGUUUCUUCAACCAAGCCGAAAAGAUGAUAUGGAGUCUGUGGGGAACAUGUUUUUUAAUGUGCUGCUACAGAACACUUUGUUGCAAGUUGCGAAGAGAGAUAAUUAUGAAAAUGUGGAAAGUUGGGUGAUGCACGAUCUCGUGCAUGAUCUCGCUUCUUCUGUUUUAUCUAAUAACUAGUAUUAACCCACGCGCUAUGCGCGACUUAAAAUAUUUUCGUACUA